Messenger RNA from Osmia bicornis bicornis, 2509 nucleotides. RefSeq lists its product as uncharacterized. The record is from RefSeq and is a predicted model, not a curated record. The coding region runs from base 234 to 638 and encodes 134 amino acids. NCBI's taxonomy places the organism in Eukaryota, Metazoa, Arthropoda, Insecta, Hymenoptera, Megachilidae. The transcript is spliced from 4 exons.
ACAAGGAUAGGGCCAACCAGCCACGGAUUGAAAAGAAAAAAAAGAGAAAAAUAACGAAUUACGUGAUAUAUAACAUACGGAAAGUUGUUCGAGUGCGUUCAAGUUGCGAGGACCAGUGUUGAACCGCGUCCAGUGUUAUUUGUAAACGAUCCAAGAAAAUCGGAUCCGAAGGAGAAUCAUCGAGUUGCUUCUUUUCCCACUUUUCAUUUUUCGUCAUAUUUCUCGUGAGAAAGAUGAAAAGCAUCAACGGAGUGAAAAGUUUGUUUGUCACGUUGAUGGUGUUGAGUGUCCUGGACCUGAUCCUGAUGCCGACCACGACUCACGCGAGACCGCCACCCUCUUUGCUCAGUAGACAGAGACGAGUAUCGGACCAGAGGCUCGCCGAAAUAGAAACGCUUAUAGGACUGGAGAACGUGAAAGGAAAAGUUGUGACGGUCCCCGUUGCAUUUGGUGUAGUUGAUCUAAAUAAGAUAGGUCGCAGACGAAGAUCCGCCACGAAUAAUCGACUCGAAACCCUGCAACGCAUCCUGAGAAUCGUUGCGAACGAUCCCGAGUUGCUCGACGACGAGAAGAUUCUUUCCUUGCCAAUGAAGAUGAAAGAGAGCCGACAUGCAGCCAACGACGAAUGGUUCAUUUAAUUACAAAGGCACCAAGGUAUCGUCCUAAAACACAGGACGAACACGAAGACAGAGUCGAGAGACCGGGAAACGCUUAUAAGAACGAAGAAACCUAAAAGAAAAAUCACAAAAAAAAAAGAAGAUACAAAAUACACGAUCUCUCGACCCUAAGCAGCCUGAACAGUAUUACGGACCGUCCUCCGUCCGAGCUUAAACUCUUUAAACGAAACUUACACUAUUAGGAUACUAAGUAAUUAAACUACGGAACGGAAGAGAGAAGAAAACGAGUGAAGUCCAGGAUGAAGAAUGUAUGAGGAAAGAUCACGUCUGAUACGUGUUCUUCGAAAAUUCGAAACCGUAAGCCGCCAUUUGUCGCGGUUUUCUUUUUGUUUCUAAUCGCGUGGGUGUAUUAUUUUACUUUCUGUAUAUGUGAUUUUAUGUUUAGUAAUUUAUUUAGUUAGAUUUAUUUAUUUAUUGAUCGUAGAAAACGAUCAGACUGCGUUCAUCUCGAUUACGUUUAUUUAUUACAAGUUCGCGCAGAAGAAUCAUUUCUGAUUGAUCUUAUUCAUUUCGAUUGAUAGACUUUGUUCGAUCUCGAUCUAAUUAUCAGCACGGGGUGAUCGGUGAUCGCGAAAUCAGAAUUCGAAGAUCGGAGAUUCUUAACAAGUUGAUCGCCACAAUAGAAAUAAUCAUAUUACAGUGAAAAUUUUUUAUUUUUCUAUUCGUUAUCUUUCGCUAUUAAUUUUCAAAUUGGUGCUGGCCACCGAUGUAUCGAUCACUUCAAUUUGCUAUUUCAAAUUAUUAGCGUGAUCUUAGUAGUAUUAUGAACUGUCCUAUUGUUAUCAUUUUUUAAUUAUUUGAGGAAUUAAAUUGAGAAUGUUGGUCGUGGCGGUCAAAGUUGUUAACGUAGAAAAGAAAGAUUAGAAUUAAGAAAAUGAUUCGUUGGAAUCCUGAGGGAAAGAGCGAUCUGUUAUUAGCAUCGAUUAACACUUUGAUGGUUUCAUGAUUUUGAUCAUUUUACAUUAAUCAAUAGAUUUAGAUUUGACAAUUAUACCGUGGAAUUACAUUUGAUAAGAACCAUCAAAGUGUUAACGCAAAACGCGCUAGAAAACAAAUUAAUUAAUUUCGUUCGUUAGCUCCAUUGCCUUUUCAUUUCGCGUUUAUUUAUUCGUUGCAACAGUUCCAAGAUUGCGUUCGAAGGAAAAGAGAAAAGGAUUGAAAGAAAGACACGUGGCUGUGAAACGACGAAAACACGGUCGUAUUAUAUGUAGAUAGAAGAACGAACUUUGCUUUUCGUGCUUGACACAUUAGCACACAAAAGACGAACCUCUGUUUUUGUUCUAUUUAUUUAUUAUUGACGCUUCGAAAAUAUAUCUAUUGAUUUUUUACCGUCCAAGUAAACAAAAAAAUCAUGAGUCAAGAAUGAAAAGUUAUUUCGAACAAUCUGGGAACUGCUGUUUGUAUUUGGAAAUUUUGCCAACUCGUUCUUUAGUUUAAGUUCACCAAGCCAUUUUAUUUAUUGUUCUGUACUGAUAUAUCAUUUAUCGUCGCGUUAAAUUAUUAUAGCAACACGAAAUAACAUGGACGAUCGUACGCUAAUUAAUGUCAGCGACACUGAUUGAAAUCGUUCACGUUAAUUACGCGACCUGCCGCGAUCCUGCGUCCUACCGUUUCCAAGUGUUCAAUUACUAUUAUUAUUACUAUUUUUCUAUACAUUAUUUAUUUAUUUAUUUAUUUAAUCGUAACAGACAUCGGGCAAAGUAUUAAAAGACACUGUCGCGAGUGUCGCGACAUUCGAUGUGUACCGAACGAUGAGUCCGAGAUUAAUAUCAAUUGAUCUAUCGCGAUUGUGCGCGAAUUAUUUUAUUUAUUUAAAUGCAAUAAAAAACAAU